AUGAACAGGAUUUGGAUUCCCAUCUUGUCAACCAACUUGGGGAGGAUCACACCAGUGCCCAGGUGCCAGGAGCCCUUGUCGUGUUCAUUCAGUCAUCACCCAUGCGCUCAGCCUCACCUGGAAGGACAGGAGUUCUGCAUUAAGCAUAUCCUCAAAAACAAGAAUGCACCCUUCAAGCAGUGUAGUGACAUAUCCAUGAAGAAUGGAAAAAGAUGUCCCUGUGCCGCCCCAAAGCCAGAGAAGGAAGAUGAUGUGUCCUUCUGUGCUGAACAUGCCCAUAGGAAUGCCCUAGCACUUCAUGCUCAAAUGAAGAAGACCAACCCAGGGCCUAUAGGUAAAACACUGUUGUGCCAGCUGAGUUCCUAUGCUAAGAUGGAGCUGGGAUUUCAGACUCCAGAACGUGUCUGUAGUGAAGCCUGCCAAAUACUGGAUGAAGACAGCUGGAGUGAUGGGGACUGGGAACCCAUUAUUGUGGAUCAGACAUGGAGAGGUGACCCUUAUAGUGAAGCUGGUAGCAUAGACAGUGAUCAAGAAGAUUCCCUAAAACAUGCUGGUGUCUGCAUAGCAGAAGAAGUGGCCCUGAUUAUGCGUGAGAAGUUAAUUCAUUUGCAGUCUUUGCACACUGAUCAGUUUAAACGACUUCAGCAUCUGCUCAAGGAGAAGAAGCGCUGGUUCCUAUAUAACUGCAAAGUGGAACAUGAAGCUCUAGGCAGCAGUCUCCUGACUGGCGCAGAGGGACUUUUAGCCAAAGAAGAAAACUUAGAGCAAUUAAAAUGUCUCUGGCAAUAUCACCAGCACUAUAGAGGGGAAGCUUUACUACAUAGGCAACUGAAGGAAUGCAGAAUGCUGACUACAGAUGGUGCUGCCCAGUAGGCCCAUAUCACUCAUUCCAGUCAGUGCUUGGCCUCUCUGGAUGGUGUUCACUGUUCUGAUCAGUCUCUUCCAAUGACCAGACACUGCCUUACCCAUAUUUGUCAGGAUACGAAUCAAGUUCUCCUCAAAUGCUGCCAGGGAUUUGAAGAGGUCCCCUGCAACAAAGCAGUUCCUGUAAGCCUUUCUGAGGAUCCCUGCUGUCCACUGCAUUUCCAGUUGCCUCCUCAGAUGCAUAAACCAGAGCAGGUACUGUCUGUGCCAGACAGUCUGGAAGCCGGCCCCAUGGAUCUGUACUUGAGUGCUGUGGAGCUGCAGUCCACUGAAUAG
Molecule: messenger RNA, 1200 nt
Organism: Chinchilla lanigera (long-tailed chinchilla)
Lineage: Eukaryota; Metazoa; Chordata; Mammalia; Rodentia; Chinchillidae
Product: KAT8 regulatory NSL complex subunit 2-like
Cellular component (GO): NSL complex
Source: RefSeq, a predicted model, not a curated record